AUUCAACUGUAUAAUCUUUUUCGUGCAUUCUUCUUAGAGUUUUACAAUGUUUAACUGUAGUAAUGGUGGACUACUACUCUACUACCAGUUCAGGCCCUCUUGAUGAUUCUGUAUUAUACGAUCAGGAUAAACAUGUUUCAUCUGCAGUAUGGGAUGGGCAGGAGCGAGGUGCACUUAGAUGUCAUGAACACACUUCAAAGCUUAACCAAUGGAAGCUCACUGAGAAACAGGUUGAGUUGGUAAAGAAGGCAGGGUUUGGCUAUUUGAGGCUAAUUCCAGCUAUUAGUUUAGAUAAUCCUCUAAUAUCGGCAUUAGUUGAGAGAUGGAGGAGAGAAACAAACACUUUUCAUUUCACGGUUGGGGAAAUGACUGUGACUCUUGAAGAUGUUGCUUUCUUGAUUGGACUAGCCAUUGAUGGUGAACCGGUAAUAGGAGUUACUUACACAGCUUGCGAAGCAGUAUGUGUUAAAUAUCUAGGAAAAGCACCGGACUCUGGUUAUACAAGUGGUGGUAUGGUGAAACUUAGUUGGCUUAAAGAGACAUUCUCUCAUUGUCCAGAGGAUGCAAAUUUCGAAGAUGUUGAACGAUAUACACGUGCAUACCUUCUUUACCUUGUUGGUAGUACGAUAUUUUCCACUACUACUGGUAAUAAAGUACCCGUUAUGUACCUGCCAUUGUUUGAGAAUUUCGAUGAAGCUGGAAAAUAUGCUUGGGGUGCAGCUGCUUUGUCUUUCUUGUAUAGAGCACUUGGAAACGCCUCUCUUAAUUCUCAGAGCACCGUUAGUGGCUGCUUAACAUUGCUUCAGUGUUGGAGUUACUAUCACUUAAAUGUUGGAAGGCCGAAGCUUAACCAUGACCCGUUGCACCAUUGUUUUCCAUUCGUACUUAGAUGGAAAGGCAAACAAAGUAGUCCAAUAGCAAACCGUGAUGUAGCCUUCUAUCGUAAAGCGUUUGACUGUCUAAGCGCUUCCGAUGUUGAAUGGUGUCCUUACAGAAACCUUAAUCUCACCAUUGUUCCAGAAGAAAUUAAGAAUAUUAUGAUCAUUGGGAGAUCAAGGACAAUGUUAAUAUGUUUUGACAAGGCCGAAAGGCAUCUCCCUGACCGUUGCUUAAGGCAAUUUGAUAUGCCUCAACCGAUACCCAGAGAAGUUACACGAUGGGAGAGGAAAACCAGAGGAGUCGACGGGGGAGUAAACUUGUCGGGUAAAAUGGAAUUGGAACUUAACGAAUGGUCGGAUCGAAGGCUUCAUUUAGUGGAAGGCGUUGAUGAUGCAGAUGAAAGUGAAUACAUGUCAUGGUACAUGAGAAUCACGAGAAGGGUUGUUGGGCGGCCUGUUCCUAUUUCAUCGGAAUUCCAUAAAAUGGAUUCUGCAUUGAGGGAGAUUGCUCAUUUAGCAGAUACAAUUAACACUCAUGGGAUGGAUGAAGAGCAAAUUCAGUCUAUUACAAGAAUCAGGUACAUAGCUCAAGAGCGUUUGACUGACCAGGUUGGAGCUGCGGCGUCCAUAUGUUUGGUCAAGUCGGAGAACGAACUUGGGAACAAGAGAAUAAGGGGGAAGGAGAGGGUAAGAAGGAAAGGAAUUGGAAAACGUAAACGAAAAAAUGAUAACGAUGAUCAACAAUACAAUGCCUUGGCAGAAGAGGACCAUUCCCAGUUGUAUCUGACAGGAAUGGAGGUUGAUCAUACAGAAUCGCUAUGUUAUGCAGAAAAUAGCGAGUAUCAUUCGGUUGUGGACGAAUCCCUUUGUUAUGCACCAUCCUGUGAAGUUGUUGGAUCGCAUUUUUGCGAUGCAACAGACAAUAAUGAGUGCGAUCCUGUGAAGGUUAUUGAUUCGACAUCUCAUGAAUCUGACAAGGAUGUUGGCCAACAACAGAAUGAUUAUAACAGAGUUCUGACUUGAAAGAUGGUUAGAUUUUUUUUUGUCAUUUGGUAUCGCCAAAAUUACUUGAUUUUUAUGAAUACAGCAAGUAUGAGACUGAUUCGGCUCGACUUUAGCGAACUUGGAUGUAACAUACAAGCAGAUGAUUCUGAUUUGUUCGAGGAUUCAUACCUGGGUAUGUUGAGUUUGUAUUGUAACAAUACAUUCUAUUAUUCAUGGCAUUUGCUCUUCUCAAUUGAUUUAAAUAGUUGUUUAGAUAUGAGCACUAAAACAAACUCUCCAUGGUAUCUUAAUAAAUGUUCAGAGAUCUUUUAUC
This is a messenger RNA of Impatiens glandulifera, 2196 nucleotides long. RefSeq names its product protein MAIN-LIKE 2-like. The transcript has 5 exons. The coding region runs from base 63 to 1901 and encodes 612 amino acids. The record is from RefSeq and is a predicted model, not a curated record. Gene Ontology annotation, biological process: meristem development; meristem maintenance. Lineage: Eukaryota; Viridiplantae; Streptophyta; Magnoliopsida; Ericales; Balsaminaceae.